This is a messenger RNA of Podarcis muralis (Common wall lizard), 7141 nucleotides long. NCBI's taxonomy places the organism in Eukaryota, Metazoa, Chordata, Lepidosauria, Squamata, Lacertidae. The record is from RefSeq and is a predicted model, not a curated record.
CCCCGGAGCUCCAGAGGACACAGAUCAAUGUGAAUUCUUCCAUUCACCACUCACUGCAGCGCAGCACAUCUCCUCCUCCAAGCAACAUUUUAAUGGCUCGAGCUGAGCUCAGCAUUGGGCUUCUGCUCUUGCUGACCUGUUGCUUAUCCAAUGCACAGGGCUGGAGUUGGCUGUGGGGGGGUUCGAAGGAAGAAACCCUCCCACCCACAGAAGCUGCUGGUACUACUGAGGAGCAGACGGCACAGCAACUUGCCACGCCUGAGGCUGCCACCCUGAACACCCCCCUUGAAAUCACUACCCAGCAGAAGGGAAGAGUGUGGACUAUAUUCACCCUGAAGAGGCCGGACUUGACUGCAGCCACAACGAUCCCUACAGCUACAUCAUCUUCUGAGCUGGAAAGCAGAGAAGGAAAUAUUGCAGGGGUAGGGGCUGAAAUAUUAAACGUUGCUGAGGGAAUCAGAAAUUUGGUUCAGCUCUGGGACGAGAAGACAACCACAGGGACGGAGAGGACCGAGGCACCUGCAACAGCUGAUCUUCUGACAGCAGCUCCCACCCCUGUGACGGAGGCAGUGAGCAUCCAGAAUGCUACUGCCAACUCUACCGGCAAUGUGCAGACCUCCCUGGAAGCUGGGCAGCCAGAGCUGGUUCUCUCAGUGACUACAAAGCCUGCUGUUCUCUGGAACAAGACUAAAGUCCUCUUAAAGAAGCCUGAGACUCCACCCCCAGAAAACUUCAGCACAGAAGUUGGCCUCUUGGAGCUGAUUGGAGAUCCCCCACCAGACCAGAUAACCAAAGUGUAUGGCCCAGACAACAGCCCUGGCUAUGUGUUUGGACUGGAUGCCAACACUGGACAAGUGGCACGUUACCACCUCCCCAGCCCGUUUUACAGAGACUUCUCGCUCUUGUUCCAUGUGCAGCCCACCACAGACAAGGCAGGGGUCCUUUUUGCUAUCACGGAUGCCUCCCAGUCAAUCAUUUAUGUUGGCGUGAAGCUAUCAGAGGUGAAAGAUGGGAAACAGCAGAUCAUCUUCUAUUAUACGGAGCCUGGCUCUCAGAACUCCUAUGCCGCUGCUGCAUUCACAGUGCCUUCCCUAGUCAAUCAGUGGACUCGCUUUGCCAUCAGUGUGGAGGAUGAGGAAGUCGUUCUCUAUGUAGACUGUGAGGAGUUUGAGCGGGUCCGUUUUGAACGCUCGCCUGAUGAGAUGGAGCUGGAAGAUGGCUCAGGGCUUUUUGUGGCACAAGCUGGAGGAGCUGAUCCCGAUAAAUACCAGGGUGUAAUUGCAGAAUUGAAAGUGAAAGGAGAUCCUCGCGCAGCUGAUGUCCAGUGUGAGGAAGAUGAUGAUGAUUCUGAUAUGAUAUCUGGAGAUGGUGGAAGUGGAGCUGAAGAAAGGCCGCAGCCGUCAGAAAAGGAAAAGGUAAAGGUAUCACUCUCAAGUCUGCCAGAACCACCACCUGUCACCUCUCCCCCAAUUGCCAAAAAGCCCACCCAGCCAGAAGAGAAACUCCACCUGCAAACUGAAUUAACCAAACUAGAAGAGGGGCCCCCAUUGUCUUCAGGAGUUGGAGUCAAAGGAGAAAAAGGAGACCCUGGUGAAAAAGGUGAACGUGGCACAAAAGGGGACUCUGGAGUUGGUGGAGUUCUGCCGACAAAUGGUGCUAAAGGCGAAAAGGGAGAAAAAGGAGAGCUGGGUGUGAAGGGAAAUGCCGGCUUUGGAUAUCCAGGCGCAAAAGGACAGAAAGGGGAGCCUGGUGACCAAGGGUCUCCUGGCCCUGCUGGGCCCCCAGGCCCCCCUGGGACCAUCGUGCAGCGCCCUGACGGUUCUGUGGUGGAGCAGGUUGCUGGGCCUCCAGGACCCCUGGGGCCACCAGGGCUGCCUGGGAAAGAUGGCUUGCCUGGAAAGGAUGGAGAGCCAGGAGAUCCUGGUGAGGAUGGUAAACCAGGUGAUGUUGGCCCUCAAGGAUUCCCUGGGACGCCGGGAGAGCCUGGCCAGAAAGGUGAAAAGGGUGAUGCAGGCAUUGGUCCAAGAGGUUCUCCUGGGCCACCAGGGCCACCUGGGCAACCAGGAUUCAGUUCAAAACUGGACAAGUUGACAUUUAUCGAUAUGGAAGGCUCUGGUUUUGGAGGGGAUUUGGAAACCUUACGUGGCCCCAGAGGACAACCCGGGCCCCCAGGACCACCUGGUGUGCCUGGCUUGCCAGGACAACCUGGAAGAAUUGGGACGGAUGGCAGUGACCUUCCAGGGCCCCCUGGCCUCCCUGGAGUGCCAGGUCGAGAUGGCAGCCCAGGACCUCCAGGGCCUCCUGGCCCUCCCGGUUCUCCAGGAAAAGAUGGGAUAGCUGGCCAGCCUGGGCUGAAUGGAGCUAGUGGAGAACCAGGAGAACUAGGCCUCCCAGGAGCACCUGGACCUAAGGGCAGUAAAGGAGAUGCAGGGUUGCCGGGAGCACCGGGUGAAACUGGCCUGGCAGGCCUUCCUGGGCCCAUGGGUCCCCGAGGACAACCUGGUCCUCCUGGCCCACCUGGGCCAGCCUUUGGGCCUGGAUUUGAUGACAUGGAGGGCUCAGGGCUGCCGUUGGUUUCUGCUGUUCCUGGAGCACGUGGACCAGAAGGGCCACAGGGAGAACCAGGAGAACUAGGCCUCCCAGGAGCACCUGGACCUAAGGGUGAUGUCGGCAGCCCUGGUCUCCCAGGUUUGCCUGGAGUGAAGGGAGACCCUGGAUUGGCAGGUCUGGAUGGUCGUCCUGGGCUAGAGGGUUUCCCGGGACCACAGGGAACAAAGGGUGACACUGGAGACCCAGGGCCCAAAGGUGAACGAGGUCAAGAUGGAAUAGGGCUGCCAGGUCCCCCUGGACCCCCCGGCCCUCCAGGACAAGUCAUCCUCCUGCCCAGUGAUGAUAAAACCUUACCUACUCUGCCAGGCCCAGAGGGCAAACAAGGGCAUGCUGGCUUCCCAGGGCCAGUGGGACCAAAAGGUGACAUAGGAUCUGCAGGUGUUCCGGGCUCUUCAGGUCCAAAGGGUGAAAAAGGAGAGCCAGGGGUUAUAAUUGGUCCUGAUGGGACAGUCAUAGCAACUAAUCCAAAAGGAGAAAAGGGUGAACCAGGCCUGCAAGGACCUGUGGGACCAGCAGGGCCACCUGGGCGGCAUGGACAGAAAGGAGAAAUCGGCUUUCCUGGAAGACCUGGCCGACCUGGUAUGAACGGGUUGAAAGGAGAAAAAGGUGACCCAGCAGACGCAAGUGGAGGGCUGGGCUUAAGGGGUCCUCCAGGGCUCCCUGGCCCUCCUGGGCCCCCAGGUCCUCCGGGCAGCAUAGUGCCUAUUUAUGACAACAAUGCAUUUGGUGAAGUGGGACCACCGGGGCCUCCAGGAUUGCCUGGCUACCAUGGUUCUGCUGGUCCGAAGGGAGAAAAAGGUGAUGUGGGUCCUCCUGGGCCCCCAGGCCAGUUCCCUUAUGACCUCAGCAGAUUUGGCUCCACCUUCAGGGGAGAAAGAGGGGACAGAGGGGACCCAGGGCUGAAAGGUGAAAAGGGUGAGCCAGGCGGAGGAGGAUUGUUUGGAUCAAGUGCUGUUGGACCCCCAGGCCCCCCAGGAUAUCCUGGUCUUCCGGGCCCCAAAGGGGACAGUAUUAGAGGGGCCCCUGGCCCUCCUGGCCCCCAAGGGCCUCCUGGCGCAGGAUUUGAGGGGCGCCCAGGAACCCCAGGACCCCCGGGUCCACCUGGCCCUCCAGGACCCCCUUCCUUUCCAGGACCCCAUAGGCAAUCGAUUAGUAUUCCUGGGCCACCGGGGCCGCCAGGACCACCAGGAACUCCAGGCACCAGUGAUGCAUCAUCUUCUGGGCUGCGAAUCUUGCCAACCUAUCAGACCAUGAUGGGCAGAGCUCAUGAGGUGCCAGAAGGACAGCUCCUUUUCAUCCGGGACAGGGAAGAGCUCUACAUCCGUGUCCGCAGUGGUUUCAGGAGAGUCCUUCUUGAGGAAAGAAUAUCCAUCUCUGGCCCUGGGCUGGACAAUGAGGUAUAUGAUAGGCCUCCCAAUGUCCACUACUCCCAUGGAGGAACGGCUUCAUCAUCUGGAUCCCAGCGCCCCUUCCAACAGCAUUUGCCUGUGCAUUCCCACCGAGAAUACAGCGCCUACUCCACUGCCAAGCCCUGGAGAGGGGAUGAGAGUGUGGCCAACCAGCACCGCCUUCCUGAGCAACCCGCCAUCCACCAGCCACACCAGGGAGCCCAGCACCAGCAGGAGCCGCUGAACGCCUUCUUCCUCAACCGCCAGCCUGAUGCCGUCCCUUCUGCUGUCCACACCCACCAUGACUUCCAGCCUGCUCUCCACCUCAUAGCCCUGAACACUCCCCUGAGUGGCAGCAUGCGGGGCAUCCGAGGAGCUGACUUCCAGUGCUUCCAGCAAGCCAGGGAGGUUGGACUGACGGGCACCUUCCGAGCGUUCCUCUCCUCCCGACUGCAAGACCUCUACAGCAUAGUGCGCAGAGCAGACAGGGGCACGGUGCCUAUUGUCAACCUCAGGGAUGAAUUGUUGUUUAAUAAUUGGGAGAACCUUUUCUCCGGCACUGAUGCUCCAUUCAGAACUGGGGUUCGCAUCUUCUCCUUUGACGGAAGGGAUGUCCUGAGAGACUCUGCAUGGCCUCAGAAAUCCGUGUGGCACGGCUCUGACUCCAAGGGACGGCGGCUAACAGAGAGCUACUGUGAGACCUGGCGGACAGACGACACGGUGGUGACAGGGCAGGCUUCCUCGCUGGCGUCGGGCAAGCUGCUUGAGCAGAAGAGCAGCAGCUGCAAGAAUGCCUUCAUCGUCCUCUGCAUUGAAAACAGCUUCAUGACUUCUUCCAAGAAAUAAAAAACGGCACACAACAAAAGCACUGGCUGCAAGUGGAGGAAGGGAACCCAAAUGUUUUCCCUUAAGGAACAGGGGAAAUGGGCAAGCGCUUCCCACUCCCCACCCCCCACCCCCACCAGGAUCAUGUGCCCAAGCAGUUCCGCAAUAUAUCAGUCAAGCAGAUGAAUGAGUGACAAAGCCAAAGAGUGUCUUCCAGCGCAGCUCUGGUGCUGAAUGUUUUGUGUCUUUCCUCCUGGCGUGGCUGCUGUGAAUCAUACCUGCCUGCUGGAGGGGCUGGAGCAGAACAGGCUUGUGUGCAAGGCAAUCUCCAGGCAAGUGUGGUACACGGAGCAGUUAACUCUCUCUCUCUCUCUCUCUAAUCCUGCUCAUGUUUAACCCUUGAAUUGUUUGUGUGUGUUAAGCUUCCCUGUUUGCCUCUCUCCCCCCCUUCCACUCAGGUGGCCCCUUAAAAAAGCCAAGGCCAUGUUGGGAUAGGUCAGAAAGUCUAUUUAUUGUGGCUGAUUUAACAUAAGGUAGCCCUCAAACAGCAGCUUCCCCCUUACUGUCAGUGUAGCGCUGCAGGUGUUUCUGCAUUACACAACCCAAUAACUUGGCACUGCCUGCCUUAUAGUGGGGACAUGGUGCUAAAUAAUACAAGCUUAGACCCUGCUGGACAGUGCAUAAUCAUCAAAAUUAAGAUUUCUGUAAACACUGAGGUGGCUUUUCUGUUGUGUGCCCAGAAUAGUAUCAAGGGGGGGGGGAUCCUGCCAAAGAGACCAGGAAUUUGAUUGUCUCUCCCCCCACCCCCCGAGAGUAAUAUAUGGGCUUGCAGAAAAUACACUCCCUUAUCUCUGCUUGACUCACCAACUGGCAUAAUGCCUUAUUAUUUCCAAACAUAGAUGCAAACAACACUCUUCAUAGCUGGUUGCAAUUUUUGCUGCAGAGUUGACAGUAUCCUUUGCUGAGACAUGUCCAGGGCAGUGAGACUGAACCUUCAAGCCUUGCUAUGGCAGAGUUCUCUCCUUUGCUUCUUCCCCCACCCAGCCCUUUCACAUUGUCUAGCUCUAAAAGAGAACUAGAGGUGUUAGCAGCCUCCUAAGUGACUUUUGCCUCAGCCAGUCUCCUUACAGGCCAUAAUGGAAGAAGAAACUGCUUGCCGUUGUAACAAUCAGUAUUUGGAUUUGUGGGUUUGUUUGUUUUUUUACAUUUUUAUACUUGCCCUGCCUUCCUCCAUUCUCCAUAGAGGAUGCCUCUACUAGCCAUAUUCAAAGAGAACAGGUUAGUCAGUGCAAAAGAGGCAGGCCCUCCUGGCUGAAGCCUUGGGGGGUCAUGCCAGCUCUCAGAAACCCUCUGUUGCUUUAACCUAUCUGAAGUGUGACCAAAGCCCAGUGGUGCAGAACCUAUGCUUUGCAUGCAGAAGGACCCAGGUUCAAGUCCUGGCACCUCCACUGUAAAGUAACAGGUGAGGUGAAAGUGUCCUACCUGAGACCCUGAAGAACAGAUGGACCUAUAGCGAGCUGUGUUUGCAGCAGAUGAUCAGAUUUACAAUCCUCCAGCCAGGAAUGUUCUCCUAAAUAUCUCAGAUCUGGAAUCUGUUAUUAGCAACUGCUCCAAAAUAAGAGAUAAUACAAAAUUUAAGCAAUUAAGAACCAUCUCUGUCCAGUAUCGACCCCUUUCAUUUCUCUCCUCUGUUCCCAAUACACUGUGGCAGGAACCACCAGAACCAAGCCAUUUCUAAUAGCUGUAUUUUCCAGCAUUUCUUCUGCCGCAUCAGAGCAGAAUGGCACUCUGCUGACCUUUUCGAGGGGGAAGGACUAGAGUUCACACUAGUCACUGUCUGUUAGUGUGUGUCACCCAAGCACAGGUAGGCAAGCAGUAUUUUGCCAUUUUAGCGCUGAAUGCAGAGUGAAGGAAGCCAUGCUUAUGGGCUUAACUGUGACUGAGCUUCUGGUACCUCUCCCCCAUCACAGCCCUUCCACUUCAGUGCCAGAAGCCUUGGCCAGGCAGAUGAUUGCUGUGUAUCAGUUCUGUUUUAAACACAUUAAUGUCUGAGCGUUUGAGUCUGUUUUGACAAACCAAGGUGCUAAAUUUCUACCUAGCUUUCAUUGAUUGUCUUUCUGAAAUUUUAUUACCAGAUGGGGAGGGAGGGAGAGGGAGCCUGUGCAAGUCACACAAUCAGUUUAUUACUGUCUACUGUAUUUUGUGAAAUUUUUAAUGCAAUUUUAAAAGCCUGUGGAUCUCUAUAUCUUUGUCAGUUGUGUGUUGUGUUCUAUAAACUGUUUUCUAAAGGCACUGAAUAAAGGAAAGUAUCCUCUUGU